Messenger RNA from Dictyostelium purpureum, 675 nucleotides. Its product is annotated as uridine kinase. The coding region runs from base 1 to 675 and encodes 224 amino acids. Gene Ontology annotation, molecular function: kinase activity; ATP binding. Gene Ontology annotation, cellular component: cytoplasm. The transcript has 2 exons. The record is from RefSeq and is a predicted model, not a curated record. NCBI's taxonomy places the organism in Eukaryota, Evosea, Eumycetozoa, Dictyosteliales, Dictyosteliaceae.
AUGAAAUUUGAUAAUAAUAAUAUCAGCAAACACCCAUUUAUUAUUGGUGUUACAGGUGGUACAGCAUCCGGUAAAACUACAGUCUGUGAUGAAAUUAUGAAAAGAUUAGGUCAUAAAAGAAUUGCCAUCAUUUGCUUAGAUUCAUUUUACAGACCAUUAACCAAAGAAGAUAGAGAAGAAGUCGCCAGUUAUAAUUUCGAUCAUCCAGAUGCUUUCGAUUGGCAAUUAGUUCAAAAUGCAUUAAUUGACUUAAAAGAAGGUAAAAAUGUCAAUAUCCCAACCUAUUGUUUCAAGUCACAUUCACGUUUAGAAGAAACUGUCGAACUCUGUGAUGCCGAUGUCAUUCUCUUUGAAGGUAUCCUCUCAUUUUACACAGAAUCUCUUCGUAAUCAAAUGGACAUGAAAAUUUUUGUAGAUACCGAUUCCGACACAAGAUUAAGCAGAAGAGUAAUGAGAGAUAUCGCCGAAAGAGGCCGUAACCUUGACAGUGUCCUCUUCCAAUACGAAAAAUUUGUUAAACCAGCUUUUGAUGAUUACAUCCUCCCAACUAAAAAAUAUGCUGAUGUUAUCAUUCCAAGAGGUGCCGAUAAUGUAGUUGCUAUUGAUUUAAUCGUUCAACAUAUUAGCUCAAAAUUAUCAGAAAAAGAAUUUUUAAGAAAAUCACAACAACUUUAA